Molecule: messenger RNA, 2775 nt
Organism: Triplophysa dalaica
Lineage: Eukaryota; Metazoa; Chordata; Actinopteri; Cypriniformes; Nemacheilidae
Gene: tap1
Product: transporter 1, ATP-binding cassette, sub-family B (MDR/TAP)
Exons: 13
Coding region: 170-2365 (731 amino acids)
Biological process (GO): transmembrane transport
Cellular component (GO): membrane
Molecular function (GO): ATP hydrolysis activity; ATP binding; ABC-type oligopeptide transporter activity
Source: RefSeq, a predicted model, not a curated record
UUCGGUUUCUGUGCGCAGAAACUUGUGUAGUGUGAAACAGACACGAGCUGCUUUUCCUUCCAUCUAUUUAUAAACGAGAAUGCGUUGAAUUGAUGUGGCAUCGACACUAAAAGCUUUAGAUUUUAGGUAUUUUUAUUACAUUUUAGUAAGUGCAACGCAAGUGCUGAGGAUGAAGGAUAAGAUGGCCAUCCCUCUGUUUUUCGUGUUGGCAUUGUGUGUGGACGCGUGUGCGGUCGCGUUCAUCGGAACACUCCAGCUGUCCUCCUCCCUCAUCAAUAACACCUUCAUCACUCUCUGGACCGGAGGUCUGAUGAGGUCCUUCCUCCUCCUCCUCCUCAUCUACACCUACCCUGGCAGCCCUGAGUGGAUGAGAGGCUUUGACGGGGUGCUGACCGCUGCGGGUCACGGUCUUCUCUACCCGGUGUACAUCACGUUCCUCUGGGCGUGUGGCAGGCCUACUGUGGAGCUGGUGUGGGGUUGGCACACCUGGCAAGGGCUCCUGCAGGGGUAUGCUGUGCUGGCUUUGUCUCUGUUGCUGUGGAAACGUUAUAUGCCCACUCUCCUCCCGUCAACAGAGAAGAAGAAGACGGAGAAGAAGGGAAAGGCCUCGCUGCAAAGGCUGCUGGGAUACAUGAAGCCCUUUACGGGUCGCUUUGCAGUCGUCUUCUUUUUUGUGGUCGUUUCUUCGUUAGGUGAAAUGGCAAUUCCUCAUUACACUGGUAAAAUGACAGAUUGGAUCAUGAAUGAAGAUGAACCUGAUGCUUUUAACCACGCUAUUACGGUCAUGACCCUUAUGACAAUUAUGAGCGCUGUGUGUGAAUUUGUGUGUGAUCUCAUCUACAACAUCACCAUGAGCCGAAUCCACACGUCCAUUCAGGGACUCGUCUUCCAGUCGGUCCUAAAACAGGACAUAGGAUUCUUCGAUAAAGCCUCGACAGGGGACAUUGUGUCUCGGAUCACCACGGACACAAACACCAUGAGUGAGACGCUGAGUGAAAAGCUCAGUCUGCUAAUGUGGUAUUUCAUGCGAGUAAUCUUUUUAUUCGGCUCCAUGCUGCUGCUGUCCUACAAACUGUGCAUCUUCACAGCCCUCGGCCUCCCCGUCAUCUGGAUCAUUCCUGAGUACUCUGGCAAGUUCUACCAGAAACUUUCUGUACAAGUGCAAAAAUCCCUCGCCAAGGCCAAUGAUGUUGCCAUGGAAACGUUUUCUUCCAUGAAGACAGUGCGGAGCUUUGCUAAUGAAGAUGGAGAAACCGAGAGAUACAGGAAAUGUUUAGAGGACACAUAUGCACUAAACAAAGUGGAAGCUGCAGCGUACGCCGCCUCUACCUGGACCAAUAGUAUGUCCAGCCUGGCUCUGAAAGUCAGUAUAUUGUACUACGGAGGGCGGCUUGUGACAGGAAGUGAUGUCAGCAGUGGUGACCUGGUGUCCUUUGUGCUUUAUGAGCUGCAGUUUUCUUCGGCUGUUGAGGUCCUGAUGUCAUACUGGCCGCAAGUCAAGAAGGCAGUUGGUGCAUCAGAAAAGAUAUUCGAGUAUGUGGAACGAAAGCCCGACACCCCUCCUGAUGGAUUGGAUGCUCCUCAAGCACUUGAAGGACACGUGCAUUUCAGUAACAUUACUUUUGCCUAUCCAAAGCGUCCGGACACAAAUGUACUAAAGAACGUGUCUCUCGAUUUGAAGCCUGGACAGAUUAGCGCUCUCGUGGGCCCGUCAGGUUCUGGUAAAACCACGAUCGUAAGUUUGCUGGAGAGAUUUUACCAGCCUCAAAAUGGGGAGAUUUUCUUGGACGAUAAUCCACUGCUGUGCUACAAGGACCAGUAUCUUCACGAGAAGAUUAGUGUAGUUUCACAAGAGCCGGUUCUGUUUGCUCGAUCCGUGCGGGAAAAUAUAAAAUACAGCAAAGAAAACGCCACUGAUGAUGAGAUGUAUGCUGCUGCCAAGCUGGCCAAUGCAGAUGAAUUCAUUUCUGAUUUACCUAAAGGAUACGACACAGAUGCAGGAGAGAAAGGCGGUCAGGUCUCCGGUGGUCAGAAACAGCGUAUUGCCAUCGCCAGGGCUCUGAUUCGACAGCCACAGAUCCUGGUGCUCGAUGACGCUACGAGCUCACUGGACACGGAGAGUGAACACAAAGUGUACAGCACUCUGCGAAAGGACUUGAAGAACUGCACAGUUUUGCUCAUCACUCACAGACUGAGCGGGGUGGAGAAUGCAGAUCACAUCAUAUUCCUUAAAGAUGGGGAAGUAGCCGAACAGGGAAACCACAAGCAGCUUCUGGAGAGAAAUGGAUUCUAUGCCGAGUUUGUGAAGCAGCAGAAUACAUCUAUUAGUCGCAAAACAGAUGAUUCAACAGAUGUCGGUCACUGAUACAGCCCUGAUGCUCCACAUGCUUCCCCGUGAUAACUGCACAUUCACAUUAUACAUGCUUGCAUUAUUUGCAUUAUUUGUCUGCUCAUUUCUGUAAAUGCUAGUGUUUUUAAAUUAGGUGUAAAUAUCACAAAUCAUAGGAAUGGCUUUAUUUAAGUCUAUUUUUAUUGCUACAUUUGGACUUUUUGUGUGUGGAUGCAAACUUUCAAUUAUGUAAAACAGAUCAUAUUAUUUGUAUUGAUUAGUCAUUAGCAAACAUCAAAUAUUCUAAUACUAUAUAAUACAAAUCUACAUGCAGAUGUUUAUAUACACAUAAACAAAAUUUCCGUUAAACAUACUGUAUUAUUUAUUAAUGUUUGUUAAUGACUUAUUGAUAGAAGAGUGUUAUAAAUAAAUCCUUUCCAAAUUAA